AUGAGAGCUUUCCCUGUUGCUACUUCCUUAAUUGCAAGUAAUUGUUCGCCUUUGAUAUUUUUAGGAUUUUGUUCCGAAGUGUAUAGUUUUGGUGCAUAUAUUUUGCUAUGCGCUUUCAGUUAUAUUUUAGCGUUUUUGGUAAAUAGAUUCGUUUAUUUGCCAGUUUUAUACAAUUUGAAUAUUUCUACUUCUUAUGAAUAUUUAGAAAAAAGAUUUGAUAGAAGAUGUAGACGUUUGGCGUCUAUCAUUUUUAUUACUAGUAGCUUCUUCUUUCUUUCUAUGACGAUGUAUGCACCGGCUCUUGCCCUUUCUGCAGUUUCUGGUUUUAAGCUACAUUUUCUCACACUCUUCGUUACUAGUAUUUGCAUUUUUUACACCAGUAUUGGGGGCUUUAAAACUGUGAUUUGGACAGAUGUGCUUCAGUUUGUCGUAUUAGCGACCACUUUGGUAAUUGUUUUGGGACUAGGAAUAAAAUCGAAGGGUGGUUUAGUGGAGGUUUGGAAUAAGGCUAUCAAUAGUGGAAGACUAAAUAUUUUUCAAUUUGAUCUAAAUCCAACAAUUCAUGACAGUUUCUGGGCCAUAAUAAUUGGUUUCACAGUAAAUCUCAUUGCUAUUACUUGCGUUGACCAAAUUUAUGUGCAGAAGAUGCGGUCACUGCGCAGUUUUAAAGAGGCCACAAAAUCUUGGGAAAAUGGUCCCAGGUGUAUCUGGAAUUUUCAUUUCUUCAUUUUUUUCUUCAAGCUUAAGUGUUCAGUCAGCAAUGUUAAACUCGGUCGCUGCCUCGAUUUACUCUGAUGUAAUUAGUAAAUUUUUAGGGAACAUUUCAGAACGCAAAGCCGGUAAUAUUUUAAAACUCACUGUUCUUGGAGUAGGAAUCGUGUGUGCUCUUCUGGUUCUCGUAAUACACCAGACGGGCACAAUAUUUACU
Messenger RNA from Tribolium madens (black flour beetle), 928 nucleotides. RefSeq names its product sodium-coupled monocarboxylate transporter 1-like. Gene Ontology annotation, cellular component: membrane. The transcript is spliced from 6 exons. Gene Ontology annotation, molecular function: symporter activity. The record is from RefSeq and is a predicted model, not a curated record. Gene Ontology annotation, biological process: sodium ion transport; transmembrane transport. Lineage: Eukaryota; Metazoa; Arthropoda; Insecta; Coleoptera; Tenebrionidae. The coding region runs from base 1 to 795 and encodes 264 amino acids.